GCAUUGGUGGCAAUUAUGAUGAAAUGGGUUAAUAGACCCUUGGGGACAUCGCUGACUGUAACAGUCAUCCUGGUUCCAAAAAGGAAGCCUGUUAUGUCUGGGGACCAUAGAACUGUUAUUAAAGGUGCUCCUAGUCAAUAUGUAAAGCUUAAUGUUGGUGGCUCAUUGCAUUACACAACAAUUGGAACAUUAACCAAACAUGAUAGCAUGCUACGGGCCAUGUUUAGUGGUCGCAUGGAAGUGCUGACUGAUUCUGAAGGCUGGAUUUUGAUUGAUCGCUGUGGUCGGCAUUUUGGUACUAUACUAAGUUUUCUUCGUGAUGGGUCUGUGCCCUUGCCCGAAUCCACUAGAGAAAUAGCUGAACUUUUAGCUGAAGCAAAAUAUUAUUUAAUUCAGGAACUGUGUGAAUGUUGUGAAUCUGCUCUAAGGAAGAGGGAGAUGGAACUUGAACCUAUAUGCAGGGUUCCUUUGAUAACUUCUACGAAAGAAGAACAAAUGCUCAUUAGUUCAUCUACUAAACCUGUCGUGAAGUUACUUAUCAAUCGUCAUAAUAAUAAAUACUCUUACACAAGUACAUCUGAUGAUAAUUUGCUGAAAAAUGUUGAAUUGUUUGACAAGUUGUCUCUCCGAUUCAGUGGACGUGUGUUAUUUAUAAAGGAUGUCAUUGGAAGUAAUGAAAUUUGCUGUUGGUCAUUUUAUGGGCAUGGAAGAAAAGUUGCUGAAGUUUGUUGCACAUCAAUUGUAUAUGCCACAGACAAAAAACAUACCAAGGUUGAAUUUCCAGAAGCAAGAAUAUAUGAAGAAACACUAAAUAUAUUAUUGUAUGAAAACAGAAAUGGUCCUGACAUGGAUCUUAUGCAGGCAACUAGCACACGUGGUGCUGUCGCCAUGGGAACAACUUAUACAAGUGAUGAUGAAGAUGAAAGACGCACUCCUGGUUCUUCUUCUAGAGAAAGUAGAGACAGUUGCCAUUUAAAUCGAAUACGCAACACCAAACAGACAAGUUAAUGAUAACUGGAAAACAUUUUUUGCUUAUACCUCUUAAUACAUUGGUUCCAUUUUUUUAGUCAUUUCUGUUAUGAUAUUUGAAAUUAAUCUGUAUAUUUUAUUUUCUUAUUGUAAAUUGGCUGAUUUUUGUUAUAAUAUGAAGCUUUUCAUUAAAAGUCACUAAAAGUAA
Stegodyphus dumicola is the source of this 1177-nucleotide messenger RNA. RefSeq names its product BTB/POZ domain-containing adapter for CUL3-mediated RhoA degradation protein 3. Gene Ontology annotation, molecular function: protein binding. The record is from RefSeq and is a predicted model, not a curated record. NCBI's taxonomy places the organism in Eukaryota, Metazoa, Arthropoda, Arachnida, Araneae, Eresidae. Gene Ontology annotation, biological process: protein homooligomerization.